Messenger RNA from Mercenaria mercenaria, 1371 nucleotides. RefSeq lists its product as uncharacterized. The record is from RefSeq and is a predicted model, not a curated record. Gene Ontology annotation, molecular function: nucleic acid binding. The transcript has a single exon. Bases 1 to 1371 code for a protein of 456 amino acids. Lineage: Eukaryota; Metazoa; Mollusca; Bivalvia; Venerida; Veneridae. Gene Ontology annotation, biological process: DNA integration.
AUGAAGCGCCAGGUUGAGACUCUGGUCGUUAGGGAAGUACAGCAAACAGUAUACCAACAGGAAAUCACAUCCCUUUUGGCAGGUAGACCUGUGCCCAAGACCAGUUCUAUUCUCCGUCUUGACCCUUACUUAGACCAGGAGGGAAUGCUGCGCGUAGGUGGACGACUAAGCAAAAGCACCUUGUCGGAUAAGGAAAAACACCCUUUGUUGUUGCCUGGAAAACACCAUGUAUCAAAGUUGUUGGUCACCCAUAUUCAUAACUCCAUCAAGCACCAAGGUCGCCUUAUUACUGAAGGCGCUAUAAGAUCUGCUGGUUUUUGGGUCACUGGUGCAAAACCUAUUGUCUCCACACUUCUCCACAUUUGCGUUGUUUGCCGUAAGCUUAGAGGCCGGUUUGAAUACCAGAAAAUGUCUGAUCUACCUGUUGACCACGUUAAAGAAGCAAAGCCCUUUUCCUUUGUAGGUGUAGACGUUUUCGGCCCGUGGCAGAUUGUGUCACGUCGUACCCGGGGAGGCCAAGCCAAUUCAAAACGUUGGGCUGUCCUCUUUACUUGUCUUACGAUCCGCUCAGUUAACAUUGAGGUAAUUGAGAAAAUGACUUCCUCCGCAUUCACCAACGCGCUUCGCAGGUUUAUUGCUAUUAGGGGCAAGGUCACGCAGUACAGGUCUGAUAGGGGUACCAACUUUGUUGGGGCCACAGACAAGCUAGGCAGUGACGCCAUUAAUGUGGAAGACGCUGAGAUAAAGAAGUAUCGUUUUGACUCUGACGCAGUCUGGGUCUUCAACCCUCCUCAUAGCUCCCACAUGGGAGGAGUCUGGGAGCGAAUGAUAGGGAUUUCGCGGCGUAUUCUAGACUCUAUGCUCUUAAAGACACCAAACCUUACCCAUGAUGUCUUGGUCACACUGAUGGCAGAAGUGAGUGCCAUAGUAAAUGCUCGGCCAAUAGUCCCUGUCUCAGAUGAUGCUGAAUGUCCAGACAUUCUUAGUCCUUCUGCAUUACUUAACAUGAAGCUCCAAACAAGUCAGCCCAUUUCAGAGUGCGGGUCCUUAAAAAACAUAUAUAAGGACCAAUGGCGACGUGUUCAGUUUUUGGCAGAGCAAUUUUGGGUCCGGUGGCGACGCGACUAUCUCCAGUCCCUACAGUCCAGGCCUAAAUGGCUAAAUGAAGAAGUCCCACUUAAGGUAGAUGAUAUAGUCCUUUUGAAGGAUGGUCAGGCUCCGCGCAAUAGUUGGCCAAUGGCUAGGGUAUCGCAAAUCUUUCCAAGCUCAGACAACAGAAUUCGCAAGGUCGAGAUUAGUUUCUUUAGGGAGGGAAAACAGAUAUUCCUUACUAGGUCUGUGGUAGAGUUAGUGGUACUUGUGAGAGCAUAA